AUGACAUCGAGUCCCCUGCAUUUGCCCAUCACCCUACGGCCCGGCGGCAUGAGGGAGCUUGAUACCGAGCAAACGGGAUACCCCGUAACAUCUCUCCCUCCCAUCUUCCCACGCCCCCGCGGAACGGGAACAAGGAGACCCAGAAAUCUUUCGAUCGAGCAGCCUUAUGAGCUCCCCGUCAAGAGCUUGAAAGCCGCAUCGACAGCUGCCAGGCGGCCGCCCAAGAAGAUGGAGGACAUUCCCGUGACUCCGAGUACUCAACCCCCCGAAUCCUACAAUGACUUACCGACUGUCAGUCCCCCCGGGGGUAGCAAUCUAGGAGGGAGCCUCAGGAAGGAACGCGGCGCAAUAGCAGCGCAGUGCAGCACCUGCCAGAAGUUCCGCCUCGAAUGUAACUACCGAGAACCCCAACCAACCAAGAAAGAUAAGACGAUGGUCGAGAUUCUGGAUCGAAUCAAGAGCCUGGAGGUCAAGCUUGACAAUCUGAGCCAGCGCUCCGCUAUGACGCCCUCAAUAUUGGGGCUCACAAUGCCAGCCUCGCUACCGUCACCGCUCCCAACCACACUGGGGUCGGGGUCUGUAGGUCAACCCACGGAUCCCCCGUUUCAAUUCCCCAACAUCUCGAACGCCACGCCGGGGGGAGAUAAUCAAUAUCGAUACGUCUCGUCCGUCCAUCAGAUGCUCAAAUGGCCAGCGAUGCAGCAGCUUUUGAUGUCGAUACAGCCAAAACUUCCGAAUAUCGACUUGUCAGUCUUAGAGAGAGAGGGCCCAGCAAGCAUGGUCGCUCUUCGCCGGUCAUCCAUCAACAGUCUACCGACAGACCCCUCUACGCAGCCCGGCCGAGGUUCCACCAUCAGCGUCCACGGAUCGGUCGCGGGCCAGAAUUCUAUAACCGUUUCCGACUUGAACUGGGAAACCAUGCAGAGACUAGCCAAGGCUUAUUUUGACAGCUUCAAUCUCCUCUGCCCCGUCCUCAACCGACAACCCUUCGUGUCUGAAACUUUACCCGCGCUCUUCAAUAGAGGAUUCGACGAUAGCAUGGCCUCGACUAUUGCAUUUCUCGUUUUCGCUCUGGGGGAAGUUGCCAUUGCCGGUUACGAAGGUUCACCGAUUCAUGUGUACAAUGGCCGUGCCAGCGGUAUAAAAGGGGGUACCAAAGAGGCGCCCCCCGGGUUACAUCUUUUUAACGAAGCCCGGCGACGGAUGGGUUUUAAUCUUACUUCAUGCAGUCUCGAGAACGUCCAGAUUUUUGAACUUGCUAGUGGCUUAAACCUUGAACUCGGCUUUCCGCUUACCGGGCUGGAGAGGAUGGAGUCUACCGUUGGGCUGCCUGACUUUAGCGGGCCAUACAUGGAGGACGACCACCUGAGCAACCAGGAAUCGCACUUCCAGGAGCACUUUGCCUCUCAGAUUGUCCUCCGCCGGCUUCUGGUCGACUUCCACGGUGCCUUGAAUGUGAAUCAGAGUCACACGGAUCCGUCAACACUGGGCCAAAUGUCAGCAGGCCCCUUCAGCCCCGCGCCACCAACCUACCCCAGCGUCAACGAAACCACGAUCCGCCCACUUGCAACCCAACUCGAAGAAUGGCGCGGCAUGCUCCCCGCGCACCUCCGCUGGCACGACGACGCGCCCGGCGUCUACCCCAACGCACCCGUCGAUCUCUACACCCCCACCACAGUAAACUCCCUCUUCACCCCCGCCACGACCCCCAUCUCCCCGGCCAUCCCCACCACUAGCGGCGGCACCACCACCUCCCAACAACGCCAACUCCACCAACCCCCCACCUCCGCCACGCCCACCGCGCCCCGCGCCCCCACCGCCCCCCUCAUGUUCACCGCCGACCUCGACGCCCCCGCCACCCGCUACCCCUACGUCCUCGACGUACAGGUCGCCCUCCUCCGCUCCCGUUACUACUACACUAAGUACCUGAUCCACCGCCCCUUCGUCUACAAGGCCCUCCACCACCCCACCGCCCUCUCCCACACCGACGCCGCCGGGCGUCGCCACCUGCCUCAAAGCCGCCCUCAAAUGGCCCGUCGCCAUGUCGCCGACGUGCCGCAACAAGCGGCUGGUGCCGUGCUCGUUCUUCUUCACGCAGAACUUCUUUGGCAUUUUGGUGUUGUUGCAUCUGAGUACGACGGUGCCGACGCUGAGUCAGAUACGGGGGACCUUGUGUGGUGGGGAGAGGUUUGA
Chaetomium globosum CBS 148.51 is the source of this 2193-nucleotide messenger RNA. RefSeq lists its product as uncharacterized. The coding region runs from base 1 to 2193 and encodes 730 amino acids. The transcript has 6 exons. The record is from RefSeq and is a predicted model, not a curated record. NCBI's taxonomy places the organism in Eukaryota, Fungi, Ascomycota, Sordariomycetes, Sordariales, Chaetomiaceae.